Molecule: messenger RNA, 1203 nt
Organism: Euleptes europaea (tarantolino)
Lineage: Eukaryota; Metazoa; Chordata; Lepidosauria; Squamata; Sphaerodactylidae
Gene: MMP23B
Product: matrix metallopeptidase 23B
Exons: 8
Coding region: 1-1203 (400 amino acids)
Biological process (GO): extracellular matrix organization; collagen catabolic process; proteolysis
Cellular component (GO): extracellular matrix
Molecular function (GO): zinc ion binding; metalloendopeptidase activity
Source: RefSeq, a predicted model, not a curated record
AUGGAAUAUGCAGAAAGGCUUCGGGCAAACAACAUUCACAAUUUUCUUCCAGAUGACUGUCGGAAAAGCCAUAAAUACCAAUGUAUCCUGAGUUUCAUAUGCAUUUUCCCAUUAGUGGUUCUACUGGCUGCUCUCAGACACCCGCUUGGAAAAGAUGUUCCGAAAUUUCAGGAAGCGGUUUCACUGCCGGGUUUUCCAAAUGGCAUUUCCCCACUUUUCCGAGAUCUCGUUUUCCCACCUCAUCCCCAUCUGAGGAUCAAACGCUACACCCUCACCCCAGGACACCUGAAGUGGGACCACUUGAACCUGACGUACAAGAUUCUGUCUUUCCCCAGAAACCUCAUCAAUGAGAGCCAGACGAGGAAGGGAUUGGCGACAGCUUUCCGCAUGUGGAGCGACGUCUCGCCUUUCAGCUUCCGGGAAGUGUCGCCAAGCGAAGCCAGCGACCUGAAGAUCGGUUUCUAUUCCAUCAACCACACGGAUUGCCUGGAGUCCCACAUCCAUCACUGUUUCGACGGCACGACUGGAGAACUGGCACAUGCCUUUUUCCCGCAGACCGGCGAGAUCCAUUUUGACGACCAUGAAUACUGGAUUGUGGGGGAGACGAGGUUUAGCUGGAAAAAAGGGGUUUGGCUUACUGACCUGGUCCACAUUGCUGCUCACGAAAUUGGCCACGCCCUGGGGCUGAUGCACUCCCUGGACCCGAACGCUCUGAUGCAUCUCAAUGCGACGCUGACUGGGAAAAACGUAAUCUCCCAGGAUGAGAUGUGGGGGAUCUUCAGGCUUUAUGGAUGUAAAGACCGACUCUUUCUCUGCCCUUCCUGGACUCGGAAGGGCUACUGCAAGAAACGGCCAAAACUGAUGAAGAAGCAUUGCCCGCACAGCUGUGACUUCUGCUUGGAGUUCCCUUUCCCGACAGUGGUGCCAACUCCACCUCCUCCAAGGAUGAAAACAAGGAUCGUCCCAGAGGGCAGGAACGUCACCUUCCGGUGCGGGCAGAAGAUCAUUCAUAAAAAGGGCAAAGUUUAUUGGUACAAAGAUAAAGAGCUUCUAGAAUAUUCCUAUCCGGGGUACCUCUCGUUGAACGACGACCACAUGAGCAUCAUCGCCAACGCCAUCAACGAAGGCACCUACACUUGCAUGGUCAAGAAGAAGUCGAAGAUCCUCACCACGUACUCCUGGAGAGUCAGGGUGAAGCAGUAG